AUGAUUUGGAAAACUCUUUUAGGCCUUGCAGCCACUUUGGCUUACAUUUUUCCAGCUCUUGGUGCCCCGAGUUCCGGGCUAGGGCUUGCUAGUCGAUCAACGGACAAAUAUGUGUUCGCUCAUUUUAUGGUCGGCAUUGUGGAGAACUACCAGCUGGCAGAUUGGAAAGAGGACAUGAUCGCUGCACAAUCCAUUGGCAUUGAUGCAUUCGCCCUAAAUUGCGCCAGCAUAGACAGCUACACGCCAACCCAACUGGCUUUAGCCUACGAAGCCGCCGAGCAAGUCGGCUUCAAAGUUUUCAUCUCCUUCGACUUUGCCUAUUGGAACAACGGGGACACCGCAAAGAUCACUGCGUACAUGCAGCAGUACGCAGGCCACCCUGCACAGAUGCAGUAUAGAGGUGGCGCGGUGGUAAGUACGUUUGUUGGAGACUCUUUCAACUGGGAUCCAGUGAAGCAGGGCACGUCGCACCCGAUUUAUCCCCUACCAAAUCUCCAAGAUCCAGCUGAAGCCUCGACGGUUGCUGCUAAGAGUGCCAAUGGUGCAUUUUCUUGGUUGGCUUGGCCUACAGAUGGAGGCAAUAGCAUUAUCCCCGGGCCGAUGACAACUGUGUGGGAUGAUAGAUUUUUCCAUUUCCUGGCUGGGAAAACAUACAUGGCUCCUGUUUCGCCUUGGUUUGCUACCCACUUCAAUUCCAAAAAUUGGGUGUUCAUUUGCGAAAACUUGCCAACAUUGCGCUGGGAGCAAAUGCUUUCUCUUCAACCAGACCUAGUUGAGAUAAUUUCAUGGAACGACUAUGGCGAAUCACACUAUAUCGGCCCAUACUCCGCACACCACAGCGACGACGGAUCCUCUCAGUGGGCAAAAGACAUGCCCCAUGACGCUUGGCGUGAGUUGUACAAGCCUUACAUAGCGGCCUACAAAUCGGGCGCAAAGACACCCACCGUCGAAGAGGAUAAACUCGUAUACUGGUAUCGCCCUACCCCCAAGGGAGUAGUGUGCACAGGCGAUUCUCUUGGAGCGCCAAACGGUAUAAGCAUGCUCAGCGACAGCAUCUUUGUCGCAACCAUGUUGACGAGUCCGGCCACCUUGACAGUGCAUAGUGGCAACAAUGCACCCGUUAAAAUCACUGUUCCUGCGGGAAUUGUAACAUCGAAUGUGAGCAUGGGUGUUGGUGCACAGUCAUUCACGGUGACUCGUGAUGGAAAGACUAUUUUGAGUGGCCAGGGUGGUUUGGAUGUUCGAGACAGCUGCACUCAUUAUAACUUCAAUGUCUAUGUUGGAUCGAUCAGUGAGUAG
Messenger RNA from Penicillium soppii, 1299 nucleotides. RefSeq names its product glycoside hydrolase family 71 protein. NCBI's taxonomy places the organism in Eukaryota, Fungi, Ascomycota, Eurotiomycetes, Eurotiales, Aspergillaceae. Gene Ontology annotation, biological process: mating projection tip cell wall disassembly. Gene Ontology annotation, molecular function: glucan endo-1,3-alpha-glucosidase activity. The coding region runs from base 1 to 1299 and encodes 432 amino acids. The record is from RefSeq and is a predicted model, not a curated record. The transcript is spliced from 4 exons.